Ipomoea triloba (trilobed morning glory) is the source of this 933-nucleotide messenger RNA. RefSeq lists its product as uncharacterized. Gene Ontology annotation, biological process: response to auxin. The transcript has a single exon. Bases 84 to 701 code for a protein of 205 amino acids. The record is from RefSeq and is a predicted model, not a curated record. NCBI's taxonomy places the organism in Eukaryota, Viridiplantae, Streptophyta, Magnoliopsida, Solanales, Convolvulaceae.
AUCACUUUGGGUCACUGCUCUUUCAAUUCAUUAUAAAUAUUGUUGCCAGGCAACUGCAAAUACAACAAGAAUUGAAGAACAUAAUGGAUCAGAACUCAAAGAAGUUGCUGUUAUCAGCCACCCCCGCCGGAAGCUCUAACAAGAUCAGAGAUAUCGUCAGGCUCCGACAGCUCCUCAAGAAAUGGAAGAAGCUCGCCGCCACCAACAGCGCCGCCGCCAACGCCACCGCCGAUACCGCCACCACCAAAACCGGCACCGGCAAGAGCAUCAACAAGUUCCUGAAGAAAACCCUGUCCUUCAGCGACGUCUCGGCGGCCGGCGGCGGCGGCGACGCGGCGGUCCCGAAGGGGUGCCUGGCGGUGCAGUGCGUGGAGAAGUCCGGCGAGGUGAAGCGGUUCGUAAUCCCGACGGAGUAUCUCGCACACGACCUGUUCGGCGUAUUGCUCAGGGAAGCAGAAGAAGAGUUCGGGUUCCAGACAGAAGGGAUCCUCAAGAUCCCCUGCGAAUUCGCCGUUUUCGAGAAAAUCCUCAAGGCGGUGCAACAACAAGACGGCAAGAGGCCUCCGGCGCCGCCGCAACAACAACCCAUCUUUCAGCUUCACGAUUUGGGCGAGUUAGCAAACACCACCUGCUAUUCCCCUGACGCCCAUGCCCAUCAUCCGGCCGCCGGAAUUCCUCCCCAAACUCAAAUGUGCAGAUAAUUAAUCAAUUCAAAAGCUGCACCAUUUUUACUUUCAAGUUAAAAAAAGUUUUUAUUUUUAUUUUUGUUUUCCUUUCUCUGAAUGCACACAGAUCAGAUCAGAGCAACAUAACAUAUAGUAGUACAUGGUGUUACAUAGUAGCUAGCUAGCUACCUGUUGCUACUAUACUACUUGGAAUUGUAUAACUAUAAACCUUCCUCAAACUAUAUAAACAAUAUUUUGCAUUACUAUA